AUGGAUUUUGAUUUGUUUAACAAUUUCUGUAUGAGUAGAGGUCCAAGGAGGAGGAUUACUUUGGAGCUGACUAGAAGAGUAUUGAGACUUUGGAGAAGCAUCGUCAUCAUCAACAUCUUCAUCAUUCAUUUGGGAGGCUUGGGGAAACUCAGUGUUGACAUGUUCAAUAAUUCUUUCUGUCUUGAACUUGUCCCUCCAUUUAAUGGAGAAUUGUCUGGAGAGAAUAUGCGAUUCCCAGUUGACUUUGUAGGACCAUUUGAGAAUCCAUGGAGCCUUGUAUUUGGCAAUAAAAAUUAA
Messenger RNA from Prunus armeniaca (apricot), 297 nucleotides. The record is from the annotation of a GenBank genome assembly. NCBI's taxonomy places the organism in Eukaryota, Viridiplantae, Streptophyta, Magnoliopsida, Rosales, Rosaceae.